Hemicordylus capensis (graceful crag lizard) is the source of this 2913-nucleotide messenger RNA. RefSeq names its product branched chain keto acid dehydrogenase E1 subunit alpha (gene BCKDHA). Bases 91 to 1479 code for a protein of 462 amino acids. The record is from RefSeq and is a predicted model, not a curated record. Gene Ontology annotation, biological process: branched-chain amino acid catabolic process. Gene Ontology annotation, molecular function: oxidoreductase activity, acting on the aldehyde or oxo group of donors, disulfide as acceptor. NCBI's taxonomy places the organism in Eukaryota, Metazoa, Chordata, Lepidosauria, Squamata, Cordylidae. The transcript has 9 exons.
GUGGGGGGGGCGGGUGCUACGCGCAGGGUCGGGCUCCGUUCUAUCUCGCCGCCGCCCCGCCCCAGCCACGGCGGCUGCUGAGGCAGGCCGAUGGGCGCGGCCUGCAGGUCGGCGCGGCGGCGGCGAAUCGGGGCAGCCAAGAUGGCGGCGUCGGGACCUCUGCGGCGGCUGCCGCUGCUGCUGCUGGGCCGCCCUCCCCGGCCCCCCUCGCUGCCCAGGCGGAUCCCAAGGCGGGGGCUCCGCGCAGGAGUAUCCCUCCAGCAGCAGGAAGAGUUUACCUCACUUGAAGAGAAGCCGCAGUUCCCAGGUGCCUCAGCUGUGUUCGUGGACAGGCUCGAGUUCAUCCAGCCCAAUGUCAUUUCAGGGAUACCCAUCUACCGGGUCAUGGACAGGCAGGGGCAGAUCGUCAAUCCCAGUGAAGACCCCCAGCUCUCCAAAGAGCAAGUGCUGAAGUUCUACAAGACCAUGACCCUACUCAACACCAUGGAUCGGAUCCUUUACGAGUCCCAGAGGCAGGGUCGAAUUUCCUUCUACAUGACCAACUAUGGGGAAGAAGGCACUCACGUUGGCAGUGCAGCGGCCCUCGAUGAUACUGACCUGGUGUUUGGCCAGUAUCGUGAAGCAGGUGUCCUGAUGCACAGGGGGUACCCACUGGACCUGUUCAUGGCACAGUGUUAUGGGAACGCGAGCGACCCUGGGAAAGGCCGCCAAAUGCCGGUGCACUAUGGCUGCAAAGAUUUGCACUUUGUCACCAUCUCGUCCACGCUGGCCACACAGAUUCCUCAAGCUGUUGGCUCUGCUUAUGCCAUCAAGAGGGAGAACACCAACCGGAUCGUGAUCUGCUACUUUGGGGAGGGCGCAGCCAGCGAGGGAGACACCCACGCGGGCUUCAACUUUGCCGCCACCCUGGAGUGCCCCAUCAUUUUCUUCUGCCGGAAUAACGGCUACGCCAUCUCCACCCCAACAUCGGAGCAGUACCGAGGCGACGGAAUUGCUGCCCGGGGUCCCGGCUACGGCAUCAACUCCAUCCGGGUGGAUGGCAACGACGUCUUUGCCGUGUACAAUGCCACCAAGGAGGCCCGGCGGCGUGCCGUUGCAGAGAACCAGCCCUUCCUCAUCGAAGCCAUGACCUACAGGAUCGGGCACCACAGCACAAGUGACGACAGCUCCGCCUACCGCUCCGUGGAUGAAGUCAACUACUGGGACAAGCAGGACCACCCCAUCUCUCGCCUGCGGCACUACAUGGUGGGCCGGGAUUGGUGGGACGAGGAGCAGGAGAAGAGCUGGCGCAAGAAAUCCCGGAAGAGGGUGAUGGAGGCCUUUGAGGAGGCGGAGCGGAAGCUGAAGCCCAGACCUCAGCUCCUGUUCUCAGACGUCUACCACGAGAUGCCCUGGCACAUCCAGAAGCAGCAGGAAUCCCUGGAGCAUCACCUCAAGCAGUACGGCGAACACUACCCCCUCAACCACUUUGAGAAGUGAGCCCGGAACAAACCCUCUCCUCCCCACAUCAGCAGCUGGGGAGUGCCAGAGGAGCUCCCAGAGCCACAAACCAGUUCACGGACAGAAAGCUGUUCUCUGCCACACUUUCGCAACCCACCCCUGGCUGCUCUGAUGGUGGUGCGAAAAGAUGCCUCCGUUGCUGAUUGGAAGCUGCUGCCCAGAGCUUCUGUCUGAGGGCGCGGGGGGCCCUCAGUGAUUCCAGACCAGCCUCUGUCCACUGACUUGUUCCUUUGCCCGCGGUUCUUGAAACCUGUUACACACAGCCUAUUUAAAGCACAGGAGCGGUUCGCAGCCUUCUGACUGUGGAUCGGAUUUAGCCUUAGCUCUGCUGCUUUCCUUACUGGAGCUCUACACACACGUGUGUGCGCACACAGAUCCUGUUCUCUCUCUCACUCACUCUCUCACACACAGAGCGCUACAUCUGCCUUCCUUGGUUCUGUGCCAAACAGAUCUCCAUCAUACAAGCCUCUGCCAUGGAAGGCCACUUGGGGGAGACCAAUAGACUAGGCUGUUCACCUUCACCCGCCUGGUGGUGGAAGAUCUCAUGAAAACGUGUCGACACACUCUGUGUUCUUUCUGGGAGGUGAAUCUAGUCGUUUUGACAGCAUCUUCUGGCAGAAACCUGACUAACGGCCCCUCUAAGACAUGUGCUCAUCAACCUAAAGUGCAUCCUGGCUGCUUGCUCCAAAUAUUAAGGGAUUAAUUUCAAGGGGAUUUUGCUUGGGAUUUGGGGGCUUUCUCGAUCUAGCUGGGAAACCAAGUUGCAGAAGGGGUGCUUGAAGCAGUUGGUGCUUGGAGCAGACUAGACUUUCCACUGAGAGCCGAAUUAGAUGUCCUAUGAGAAGUACGUGAAGAAAAGCUCCCGUGCCUUGGGGAGUGAACUGGGACUGAGGGAGGGAGAGGCCCUUUCCCUCUAUGCUGUUUCCCCACUGCAGUGUGUCCCACAGGGGAAACAUUGCCAAGAACCUGUAUAACAGUAGUAUGUUUUCCCUAUAGGGCAAAUAUCAACUUCAAGGGAGCUAUUAAUUAGGGAAAUUGUGUUUGGGGAGGGUGGAUUAAACCCUUCUUCCAGCCCUGUGUUCUGGACUGGAUUGCCUUCCAGCUCGUCAUCCUCCCCCGGCUGCUAUUAAUUUGGGUUUGGGGUUUUUUUCUUUACACAAAAACACAGCCUGUUCACAGAUGGACAGCCUGGAUUGUAUCUAGUUUGGUUCCAGAACCCCUUCCCUGACGAAACGAUGAAUGUUUCCAGUGCCUUUGCAGAGGGUGGGGGCAGAGCUCUCUUCGUCUUACACUUCACUGAGGUGGUGGUGGUCACAUUUGGGGCGACGGGGCAUAAUGGGUGAAUUAUAAGCUGAUCCAGGCAAACUUAUGACGAUGGGGAAAGUUGGGAAAUUAAAAAAACAUUGGCUGUUC